Messenger RNA from Calliphora vicina (urban bluebottle blowfly), 2135 nucleotides. RefSeq names its product Major Facilitator Superfamily Transporter 15 (gene MFS15). The record is from RefSeq and is a predicted model, not a curated record. Gene Ontology annotation, biological process: monoatomic anion transport; transmembrane transport. The coding region runs from base 182 to 1705 and encodes 507 amino acids. Gene Ontology annotation, cellular component: membrane. NCBI's taxonomy places the organism in Eukaryota, Metazoa, Arthropoda, Insecta, Diptera, Calliphoridae. The transcript has 4 exons. Gene Ontology annotation, molecular function: transmembrane transporter activity.
UUUCUCAUAGAUUUUCAACUUCGUCAUCAAAAGUUUGACGGCUUGAAAAAGAAAAUCAAUUAAAAUAAUAAUAUAAAAUACCUAAUAGCAGUAAAAAUGUGUUAAUUGUGAGAUUUAAAAUUAUAAUUUCUUCAUUAUUUAAAGUUUUAUUUUAAUUUGUGUUUGAAUUAAUACAAAAAUAAUGGUAUUUUGGUGUGAUUGUUUGCAACGCAAUGGUUAUCAACAGAUUUCUGCUACAGCUGGGGGUGGACAAGGUCCUCGUUUCGGUGUGCGUCAUGUACAGUGCUUGCUAGUGUUUUGCGGUUUAGCCGUGGCUUAUGCUCUUCGGGUGAAUCUUUCGGUGGCUAUAGUUGCCAUGACGGAUCGUAAUGCUACAAAUCCAAAUUUUGAGGAAUUCGACUGGGAUGAAAGUGUUAAAUCCUAUUUGCUCAGCAGUUUCUUUUGGGGUUAUGUAAUCACACAAGUUCCUGGUGGCUAUUUAUCACAUAAAUACGGAGCUAAAUUUACAUUCUUUUUUGGUGUGCUAAUUUGCUCUGUACUGGCCCUACUAACGCCACUAUUUGCCGAAAUUGGUGAUUGGCCUUUGCUUUUAAUACUGCGCGCCGUACAAGGACUCUGCCAAGGCAUGAUAUUUCCUUCGACACAUACAUUUCUCUCGAAAUGGGCUCCCGCAGAGGAAAGAGGACGUCUGGUGAGUUAUUGUUAUUCGGGAGCACAAUUUGGCACUGUGAUAAUGUUGUCGAUAAGUGGAUUUAUUGCCUCUUCGUGGAUGGGUUGGCCCAGUAUAUUCUAUGUAUCUGGUUUAGCCGGCUUAGUGUGGGCUAUAUUUUGGUUUUUGUACUGUGCCAGUACACCGGCUGAACAUCCCACUAUUACGGCUAAUGAGCGACGUUUUAUUGAGACUUCAGGUCCGGGACGUAGACCUUCCGAUGCGGGACGCGUUGAGGCCUCAGAAAUGAAAACACCCUGGUUGAAAAUAUUUACCUCCAUGCCAUUUUUAACACUACUCGUUGUGCAUUGUGCCAAUAAUUGGGGUUUCUGGACCUUGCUUACCGAAAUUCCCACCUAUAUGAAGAAUAUUUUAGGCAUGGAUAUACGCAGUAAUGGACCCCUUUCAGCUUUACCUUAUUUGGCCAUGACUUUGCUGUCAUAUGGUUUCAUAUUUGUGGCCGACAUAAUCAAUCAUAACAGUGUAAUGCCUUUGUUUUUCUCACGAAAACUAUUUAACACUCUGGGCAUGUGGAUACCCAUGAUGGCUUUAAUUGGUUUGGGCUACAUCACCACUGGAGAAAGUACGAAAUUGGCCAUAGCUUUACUGACAAUAGCAGUGGGUGCAAAUGCUGCCACAUAUUUGGGCUUUCAGGUAAAUCAUAUAGAUUUAUCACCAAAUUUUGCGGGUACUCUGAUGGGUAUUACAAAUUGUGCGGCCAAUAUAAUGAGCAUUAUAGCACCUUUGACAGUGGGCUUAAUUGUAACAGAUGAGACAAAUCCCUUACAAUGGCGUAUUGUAUUUUACAUAACAGCUGGUUUUUAUUUCUUUGGCAAUUUACUGUUUUUAAUUUUUGGUCGCACCAGUCCACGUGAAUGGAAUAUGCCUACAUCUCGAAAUCCUUCCUCUACAUCAUCAUCGCCUGUGCAUGCCGCCAAUGUAGAAGAUGCUUCUCAGGCUUCUGAAACAGAUCGUUUGCAGCCAAAUUCUACUUGAUUUAAUGGAAUUAUUUUCCAAAAACGGUGCUUUUUAUUAUUGUAUGUGAUCACUUUAUAAACUUACAUAUAUAAAUAUAAAAUAAUAUUUUGCUACUUUAUUAUUUACAAUUUUUAUCUCUCUAUAUAUUUGUAUGAAUUAUUUAAACUAGUUGCUAUUUAUUUAAUUUCGCUUAAAUUAAUUAAUUAAUUACAUAAUCCUACAUAUAUAUGUAUACGUCUAUUAAUAAGAUUAAGACAAUUAUUUACCUAUAAUUACAUAAAUAUGAUUUAUAUUUUUAAGCGCAAAAUGAUUAUAUAUUUAGCCUUUAAGGAUAUAUAAGUAUAUUGUACAAUAAAUUAUUUAAUAAUGUUGUUAAAUUGAUCAAAAUGUUAUGUGAAUAUUUAUUAUGAAUUUUAAACAAAUAUAUAAAUGUUUUAAGAUAUCUUAA